AUGGUGGUAUCUGCCGACCCUUUGUCCGGCAAGAGGGCAGAGAUGAACAUCCUAGAAAUCAACCAGGAAUUGCGCUCCCAGCUGGCAGAGAGCAAUCAGCAGUUCCGAGACCUCAAAGAGAAAUUCCUUAUAACUCAAGCUACUGCCUACUCCCUGGCCAACCAGCUGAAGAAAUACAAGUGUGAAGAGUACAAAGACAUCAUAGACUCUGUGCUGAAGGAUGAACUGCAGUUUGUGGAGAAGCUGGCAGAGAAGCUCAGACAAGCUGAGGAGCUCGGGGAAUAUAAAGCCCUGGUUCACUCUCAGGCACGAGAGCUGACCCAGUUACGGGAGAAGUUACAGGAAGGGAGAGAUGCCUCCCGUUCACUGAAUCAGCAUUUCAAGGCCCUCCUCGCUCCUGAUGACCUUGAUAAGUCCCAGGGUCAGGACUUCCGAGAGCAGCUGGCUGAGGGGUACAGGCUGGCAGAGCGCCUUCUCCAGAAGCUCAGCCCAGAAACUGAUGAAGGUGAGGAUGAAGAUGAGAAAGAUGAGGAGGUUGAGAAAGUAGAAGAAUCAUCUGCCCCCAGGGACGUGCAGAUGGCUGAAGAAAAGGAAGUCCCUCAGGACUCACUGGAGGAAUGUGCUGUCACUUAUUCAAAUAGUCACGACCCAUCUGACUCCAGCCAGCCUCACAGGAGCACCAAAAUCACAUCUGAGGAAGACAAAGUCGACUCUGCUCUGGUUGUAGAGAAUGAACCCUCUCAUGAUGAAGGGGAAGAAGCUCUAAACAUUCUCCCAGAAAAUCAGAAUGAUCAUGAGGAAGAGGAGGGGAAAGUGCCAGUGCUCCCCAGGAACCGACAAUCAGUUGAGCCAGGUGAACUGACCAAACUCAGGGAUUUCCUGAUCUCACCCGUGGUCUCCCAUUUGGUUAAUCCAGAACACCACGAUAUAUCCAACUCUUACCUGCAUCAUGAAGUCACUUUCUUGGCACUGGAUGAAGAGAAAGUUGGCUCCGCUCAGGGUGUUGCCAGGGAUUACUCCAAUUCCAAAUGGGAUGAAACUCCACUUGGCUUCCUAGAAAAGCAAAAUAAUCUCGAAGAGGUGAAAGGAAAUGAAACCGUUGAUCCCAGGCUCAGCAGGGGACCGCUGAGGGGGGACAAGCGUGAAGUCACCCAGGAGUCACUGGAUGGAUGUUACUUGACUCCUUCCAUUCUUCCUGAACUACCUCACUCCUACCGCCCUUAUUGGAGCACUUCGUACUGUUUUGAAGACAAGCAAGGCAGCUUGACUCUUGUAGACGAAAUUGAAAAGGAUCAAGAGGAGGUAGAAGACCAAGACCCACCGCGCCCCAGGUUGAUCCAGGAGCUGCCAGAGGUGGAGGAGCAGAAAAUCCCAGAGGACUCUGUGGAUGAAGUUUACUUGACUCCUUUAGUUCACUGUGACCUGUCUGACUGCCACCAGCCUUAUAGCAGCACCUUGUCCUCAUUGGAGAAUCAACUUGCCUGUUCUGCUCUGGAUAUAGCCUCUCCCACCAAGACGGCCUGUCCCCAAGGGACUUGGAGUGGAGACUUGAGCCACCACCUCUCAGAGGUGCAGGCUUCACAGGCACAGCUGGAGCCAAGCACCCUGGUGCCCAGUUGUCUGCGACUACAGCUGGAUCAAGGGUUCUACUGUGGGAAUGGCUUGGCCAGGCGGGGCCUUUCCUCCACCACCUGCAGCUUCGCAGCCAAUGCUGAUUCUGGGAACCAACAGCCCUUCCAAGAGAUUGUUUGUAAGCCCUCCCUGGGGAUGAAGAACCCUCCCCAGCUGGAAGAUGAUGCACUUGAAGGCUCAGCAGACAACACACAAGGCUGUCAAGUCAUUGGCCAGAUUCAUGCCUCCAGUGUCCUGAAACCGAAGAUCAUCAAAAGAAAACUCCCGUUCAGCAAGUGGAGACUGGCAUUCAGAUUCCCUUGCCUGCAAGCUUAGGGUGCAGAGAUACCAAAUACUGCUGGAAGAAUGCAAAGGAUGAAAGGAUGUCACAAAAAAUUGCUUUUCCACUUGAUGAAAAAAACUAAAACAGCAAAGCAAGUUCAAGUUCUAAGACAAUAUUGCAGGGGUCCUUCACUGAGGAUUGAAUUUUAGACACAGAAUACUCUGGAUGAUUUCAACCCACUACACUCCUUUGAUUUGAGAAGCCACAGUCCAUUUCCCUCCACUUGUGAUCAAUACCUAGGGAGAGCAAUGCCCAGAUGGACAGACAGCAUUGACAGGCCUUAGCCCUGCUCCUCUCAAUUCCCAUCGUGUAGAGAACAGGAGUCAGGAGCUGCUGGCAGGAGACAGCAUGUCAGCCGGGACUCUGCCAGGGCAGAGUAUGAACAAUGCCAUGUUCUUGCUGAAAAUGCUUAGCCUGAGUUUCAUAGGAGGUAACCCUCAGACAACUGCAGAAUGUAGAACAUUGAACAGGACAACUGACCUGUCUCCUUCAAACAGUUCUUCAAACACCACCAAGAACACAACAAAAAGGAGAAGAGACAUUUGGGGUUCAAAAAGACUAAAAAGACUAUGUAGCUUAUGCUUUUUUAGUCAUUUUGAACCCAAAACAUCUCCUCAUCUUCUUGUUGUUGUCAUUGAUGGUGGUGACAUGGACUUGUUUAUAGAGGACAGCUCAGCUGCCUGGUUCAAUUCUGAAGUUAUCUGAAAAUGUCCUCAUGAUUAAAUUUAGCGUAAACAUUUUGCCAGGAACACUGCAGAGUCCAUGCUGUGAGCUUCCUGCCUCAGUCCAUCUGCAGGCAGAGAAGGCCCAGUGUGUCCAUCCCCAUUGUUGUGAUACUAGGAUCGUCACUUGGCUAAGUAGGGGUCUAGCAGCUCUGUGCCUUGUAAAGACACCGUAUUUAUAAUUAAUUUGGAAAGUGGUUUGAAAUAGUAUCAAUAUCCUAUAUUCUAACGAUCUUCCUCUGAGUAUUUUAUCAUCAAUUAAUCACC
Rhinopithecus roxellana (golden snub-nosed monkey) is the source of this 2943-nucleotide messenger RNA. RefSeq names its product neuroblastoma breakpoint family member 4-like. The transcript is spliced from 15 exons. The record is from RefSeq and is a predicted model, not a curated record. Lineage: Eukaryota; Metazoa; Chordata; Mammalia; Primates; Cercopithecidae. Bases 1 to 1947 code for a protein of 648 amino acids.